AUGAGUUGGAAUUCAAAUGAUGCGACGAAUAGGACUCACAAUGGGUCAAUGUCUGCUACACCUCAAAAGCAGAAUUAUGUACAAGUUCCUUCGUCAUCUCCCAUAGUCAUAAAGUCAUCUCCUUCAGAUGCAGACCACACCACCACACAGCCAAGUUUUAAUACCAAAAUAGACGAACAAAAACAGAUGGAGAUUGAAAAGAAGCGACAAAGGAUUCGUGAACACAAGGAUUUUCCGCUUAUAAGGAAAAGGUUUUACUACUUGAGCGAGAGCGACAUAUUCAAAGGAUUUGUCAAGGGCAAGGGCAUUCUACGUGAUGUGACAAAAUGGUUGGAAGACAAUUAUAGUUAUAGCGAUUACUUGAAGAAACAGAAAGCUGAAAGAGAAAGCAAAUUAAAACAGGAAGAGUCAAUGAAACAGAAACUCAGAGAAGACCAACUAAAAAGAGAAUAUGAAGCAGGGUUGAAAAGAAAGGAUUAUGAACAAGAGGAGCAAAAUCAAGCUCAAAGCACCAGUGCUGCUUAUGAUGAUGAAGAUGAGUCCCCCGUUAAAAUGAAAGGAAGAGCCCGCGUCAAACUUGAAGAGGCCUCACCAAGCAAGGAAGACCAACUGUCAACUAAAGUAGAAAUCAAAGCAAGACAGUCUAUACUUAACAAGUACAAGAGCCAGGGCCCCAAACAAACCACUCUUGAAAGAUUUGGAAGAUUAGGUUCAUUAUCGAAUGAUAAUACGAAGAAGAGGAAAUUGGUCAGGGGCUCCUUGUUCGACAAGUCACAUUCGCCAAGCUCAGCUUCGGUUUCACCAGUUCCCGUACCAAGUUCAUUGAGCGCCAAGUUCAGUUUUGACAAUAACAACCAUAACAAUAGUGCAACUAGUUUGAAUAGCAGUGAAACCUCUUCACUAGUGGAUGAAUUGGAGGAGCUGGAAAGACGAAUUGCAGAGAAUCUGAAGUUGGCAAAACUACGAAAACAACAACUACUGAACCACAAUCAACAUAGUGGUAGCAGUAAAAGGGACCCAAUACAAAUUAGUGAUGACGAUGAUAUAUUGGGAGACGAUGAUGCAAGCGACUCCAUGUCGGAUGAAGAUCUCGACAUGAAUGCUGAUGAAGGACUCACCUCCAUUGACGGCAAAAUCCUCGAAUUUAUCAACAAUGCACCAAUUGAGGAUUUAAUUGAUAUAUCAAAUAUUGAACCAGAAACAGCCGAACUUGUCAUCUGCUCGCGUCCUUUCAACACGAUUUACGAUAUUUCAGAAAACGACUUCACCAAAGAAGAGACAAAGAAAAACAGCCGAAAGAAAAAGAUGGGAAUGAGAAUAAUCGAGCAGACAGAAUCGAGCUUGAAAGGAUAUAAAGCGAUUGAUUCUUUGAUUAAAAAAUGUGCCGAGUAUGGUGACGCAAUAUCGUCCCAAAUGAAGGAAUGGGGUGUUUCGCAAACAGGAGAAAAUGGAGAACUUGAUUUGGUUGAUCUAGACCCCUUGCAGGACAAUGAAAUUGAAGAGAACGGAGACGACGAUGAUGUCGUUAUUGUGAAGAAGAAGGGGUUGAAAUAUAUCAAACAUAAACCAGCCUUGUUGGAUGACGAGAUUACGUUGAACAAUUAUCAGCAAGUUGGACUUAAUUGGAUUAACUUGCUUUACCAUAAUAAGCUUUCUUGUAUUCUAGCUGAUGAAAUGGGGCUAGGCAAAACCUGUCAAGUCAUUGCGUUCAUGGCACAUCUAAAACAAGCUGGCGAAAAGGGUCCUCAUUUGGUGGUUGUCCCUGCCUCGACUAUUGAAAAUUGGAUUCGUGAGUUCAACAAGUUUUGUCCUGGUAUAAAGGUCCAAGCUUAUUAUGGAUCCCAAAAGGAAAGAGAGGAAUUGAGAUACGAGUUGCAAGAUGCUGAAUACGAUGUAUUGGUCACGACUUAUUCAUUGGCCUGUGGUUCACCUCAUGAUGCCAAGUUUUUAAAACACCAAGAUUUUAAUGUUGUGGUUUAUGACGAAGGACACUUGUUGAAAAACUCGCAAUCGGAGAGGUAUGCCAAGUUGAUGAAACUAAAAGGUCGAUUUAGGUUAUUGUUGACAGGAACUCCGUUGCAAAACAACUUGAAAGAAUUGGUGUCACUUUUAUCAUUCAUCUUGCCUCAGGUGUUUAACGAGAAAAGAGAUGAUCUUGUGGGGAUUUUCCGUCAAAGGGCAAGUGCCGUUUCUGAAAAUGGCAAAUCAACAUCAAAGGAGUAUAAUCCGUUGUUAUCUAUGCAAGCAAUCAAGAAUGCUAAAAUGAUGAUGACACCUUUUGUGUUGCGAAGAAGGAAAGACCAAGUUUUGCAGCAUUUGCCAGCAAAGUGCCAUGAGAUCGUGCAUUGUAAAUUGACUACUGAUCAAGCUCAGUUGUACAACAAAUUUCUUGACGAUGGCAGAAGAAUAAGGAAGGAGAGAGAGAGGAGAAAGAAUAUGUCAGGUGCUGAGGUUAUCAAAUUGAACAAAUUGGAUCCUAUUCCAACAUCAUCAAAUGUAUUGAUGCAAUUGCGUAAAGCUGCAUUGCAUCCAUUACUAUUCCGAGUCAUCUAUGAUGACAAGAAGCUCAAACUGAUGGCGAAAGCUAUAAUGAAUGAACCUGAAUAUGUUGAAGCCAACGAGACAUUUAUCUAUGAGGACAUGACCGUGAUGUCAGAUUUUGAAUUAAACAACUUGUGCAUUAAAUUUCCACACACUUUGAGAAAAUGGCAGUUGGAUGAAUCGUCAUUUUUAGAUAGUGGCAAAGUUGUUGAGCUAAAAUCUAUUCUCGAUACCAUCAUCAACAACAAGCGAGAAAAGGUGUUGAUAUUUUCCCUUUUUACACAAGUUUUGGACAUUUUAGAAAAGGUUCUUUCCAUCUUCAAGUAUAAAUUCGUCAGACUUGAUGGUGGUACCAAGGUUGAAGAAAGACAAGAAACAAUUGAUAUGUACUAUGACGACGACACAAUUCCAAUCUUUUUGUUGUCGACCAAAGCAGGUGGUUUCGGUAUCAACUUAGUGGCUGCCAAUAAUGUCAUAAUAUUUGACCAGUCCUUCAACCCUCAUGACGAUAAGCAAGCCGAGGAUAGAGCUCAUAGAGUAGGACAAACCAAGGAAGUGACGGUGUACAAAUUCAUUACCGAAAAAACGGUCGAAACUAAUAUCUUGAUGAUUGCUGAAAACAAGUUGCAGUUGGAUUACAGCAUCUCAUCAAAUGAAGCUACGGAUAGUAGCAAGUUUGAGGAAAACGCAGCAUCCAUAUUUGAGAAGAUAUUAUUUGAGGAGAGAAAUAGUUGA
Lodderomyces margitis is the source of this 3276-nucleotide messenger RNA. RefSeq names its product DNA-dependent ATPase. The transcript has a single exon. Lineage: Eukaryota; Fungi; Ascomycota; Pichiomycetes; Serinales; Debaryomycetaceae. The coding region runs from base 1 to 3276 and encodes 1091 amino acids. The record is from RefSeq and is a predicted model, not a curated record. Gene Ontology annotation, cellular component: nucleus. Gene Ontology annotation, molecular function: DNA binding; chromatin binding; ATP-dependent chromatin remodeler activity.